UUCGGAAGCGAGUUUGUGGUGUGGGAGCAACGAUUUGGGUUUUCCGGCUGUCGGUGCCGUCAUCUGUUCCGGGGGGGAUGAGGGUUUAUUUACUCGUGGGUAAAUAAAGCCUACACAUGCGGGGCUCCAAACAUAUCUACACAACUCACAUUGAGCACCGGCCGGGAAAGGGGCUGUUGCCGAUGAACCGAGCGUUACCAAGGAAACCCGUCGACUUGACGCGACAGUCGAACAACAACCGCGAUGUAGUCAGAAAAACGAGCUCAGAGACGGAGACAAAACCCGCGAAGUAAAGCGAUGGACGCGACGGAAUCGUCUAGUGAAAGUGUAAGAAGCAACAGCAGAACCACAGAUGCGUCCCCUCUCUGUGACAGGCUUGAUGCGGGGAGUCCUCCAAAAGCCAAGUUUACAGGCAAGGACUUCAUCAUGACGCCCCCUGCGGAAAAGCUUAGCCAUUUCCAAAGUCGAGCCCAAGACUUGGCAAACAACCAACAGUUCGAUGCGUGCAUCCAGGACCUGGUACGUUGUGUUGCCCUGACUAAACUGGCGUAUGGAAAUGAACAUCUGAAACUUGCUCAAGCCCAUGCCAAGCUGGCCAAUGCAUAUCUCCAGUUUAAAGGCUUUGGUAUGCAGGCCCAGGGGCACACAUCCCUGGCCAGGCAGCUGCUGUCCUUAUGCUCCUCCAUCUCCUCUCGCAGGGAGGACAGACUCCAGUUCCUCACAUGUCUCCUCGGCAUAUACGUCACACAGGGAGGUGCCGCGUUGCUUACAGGCAAGCUUGAGGAGGCAGAGUCCUCCUAUCUGGAGGCCCGGAGAACGCUGGAGGAGCUUCAUCAGCAGAGCGGCAUCAACCCGGAAGAGAAGAUGAAGACCGAGCUGGAAAUCAGCAUUUCCCUGUCCAGGGUUUUUCACAAACAGGGCAAACUAGAGGAGGCCUUAGGACACUGCGAGAAGUCUUUGCAGUUGCUGGAGAGCCAAGAUAACCCAAAGCAAACAUGUUCUGUCUACAGGGACAUGGCAACCAUUGAGCAGGCCCAAGGCCGUUUACAACAAGCCAUAGCGCAUCUCUCUAAGGCUCAUGCCAUUGCAAUGAGUCAGAGCCUAGGGGGCCUGGAUGGGGCCCACAUCUCCCACAGCCUGGCACUGGUCCUCUCUACAGCCGCAGAGUCCCAUCACAAUGAGUCUGCAACUCAUUACUUUGAGGAGAGCCUACGUGCAUUCGAGAACUCCACAGGUCCACAGGAUUCAGUCUUCCUUACAGUCCAGGAUGACUUCUGUCGCUUCCUUGUGCUAACUGGACAGCCAGAGAGAUGCAUGCAGAUUCAGAAAUCCUCCCUUCCUGUGAAGAAGUCAGCAUUUGGUGACCUGAGUGCUGAGGUUGCAGACACCUUGCAGCUGAUAGGAGGUGUGGAAAUGUCCCAGGGUAGCAUCAAGCGGGCCCAUAGGACCUUAAAAAAGUGUCUGGAGAUCCAGAAUGUUAUUCACGGUCCUCAGCACAAGAAGACGAGAGCUACGCAGAAAACUGUGGAGAUGCUGGCCCGGACACCAGAGGUUGCUGAGAGACGGCAGAAGCAAGGCAGCAGGAACACAAAGCCCCCUUUGUGUGCAGUUCCGCGACCAUGUGACAAAGAAGGCGGCAAGCAUCGGCCCUGAAUCUUAAAAUGCCAUCAGGAUACAUUUGGGUUUCUUUCUUCAUUCCAUUUUCUCCCCAAUUGUAUUUGGCCAAUUACCCCCCCACUCCCCCGAGCCGCCCUGCUCACCGCUCCACCCCCCCUCUGCCGAUCCGGGGAGGGCUGCAGACCACCACGUGCCUCCUCCCAUACACGUGGCGUCGCCAGCCGCUUCUUUUCCCAUGACAGCGAGGAGUUUCGCCAGGGGGACGUAGCACCCGGGAGGGUCACGCUAUCCCCCCCCCCCAGUUCCCCCUGAACAGGCGCGCCAACCGACCAGAGGAGGCGCUAGUGCAGCGACCAGGACACACACCCACAUCCGGCUCCCCACCCGCAGACACGGCUAAUUGUGUCUGUAGGGACGCCCGGCCAAGCCGGAGGUAACACGGGGAUUCGAACCGGGGAUCCCUGUGUUGGUAGGCAGCAGAAUAGACCGCCACGCCACCCGGACGCCCCUCCUGGUUGGAUUUCGUAUAGCCAAAGUAGACACCUACAGAGUGGUUAGCUGCUGUAAGAGGGACGGUUUUAAAUUUGACCCAAUAAAAUCUCU
This is a messenger RNA of Lampris incognitus (smalleye Pacific opah), 2220 nucleotides long. It is a transcript of the gene ttc23, whose product is annotated as tetratricopeptide repeat domain 23. Lineage: Eukaryota; Metazoa; Chordata; Actinopteri; Lampriformes; Lampridae. Gene Ontology annotation, molecular function: protein binding. The record is from RefSeq and is a predicted model, not a curated record. The transcript is spliced from 11 exons. Bases 298 to 1653 code for a protein of 451 amino acids.